CGCAGCGGACUCCACUUCCCGGCGGCCUCUGCGCUGCAGCCAUUUCCCAGUGGCCCCCGCGGCGUCGGCGGCGUCGAGAUGGCGGCAGGGAGCGGCGGUCCCGCGGCGCGGGAGUUGUUUGCCGAGGGUUUGCUGCAGUUUUUGCGGCCGGCGGUGCGGCAGCUCGAUGGACACGUCCAUGCCGUCAGGGAGAGCCAGGUGGAGCUGCGGGAGCACAUCGACAGCCUGGCCACAGAGCUGUGCCGCAUCAAUGAGGACCAGAAAGUGGCGCUGGAUCUCGACCCCUACGUGAAGAAGCUGCUGAAUGCCCGGCGCAGGGUGGUGCUGGUUAACAACAUCCUGCAGAACGCCCAGGAACGGCUGCGGAGGCUGAACCACAGUGUGGCCAAGGAGACAGUGCGGAGGAAGGCCAUGCUGGAGGCGGCGGGGGGCUACCCCCAGGGCCUGCCAGGCAAGUGAGGCCCCUGUGGCAGCACUGGGCCGGAUCUGACUCACACCACAGCUGCGCCAACAGCCC
Haliaeetus leucocephalus (bald eagle) is the source of this 517-nucleotide messenger RNA. RefSeq names its product SNAP-associated protein (gene SNAPIN). The transcript has 4 exons. Gene Ontology annotation, biological process: lysosome organization; regulation of synaptic vesicle exocytosis; synaptic vesicle exocytosis. NCBI's taxonomy places the organism in Eukaryota, Metazoa, Chordata, Aves, Accipitriformes, Accipitridae. Gene Ontology annotation, molecular function: SNARE binding. Gene Ontology annotation, cellular component: BLOC-1 complex; synaptic vesicle; BORC complex. The record is from RefSeq and is a predicted model, not a curated record. The coding region runs from base 79 to 459 and encodes 126 amino acids.